Molecule: messenger RNA, 5017 nt
Organism: Condylura cristata (star-nosed mole)
Lineage: Eukaryota; Metazoa; Chordata; Mammalia; Eulipotyphla; Talpidae
Gene: VANGL2
Product: VANGL planar cell polarity protein 2
Exons: 8
Coding region: 379-1944 (521 amino acids)
Biological process (GO): Wnt signaling pathway, planar cell polarity pathway; multicellular organism development; establishment of planar polarity
Cellular component (GO): plasma membrane
Source: RefSeq, a predicted model, not a curated record
CCCGCCAUGGGAGCCUGAGCGCCCCCGCCCGGCCCCCCGCCCCCGGGGCCUCGAGGGGGGAAAGGCAGCGUGUGGGACGGAGAGGGGCGCGGACCCCAACCCCCUGUCCAGGCGCGCUGCAGUCCGGGCGCGAGUUCCGAGCGGCGGGUGGGAUACAAAGGCGCGGCCGACCCGCACCCGCAGCGGCGGAUCGUCGCUUGAUUUUCUCUGAGACAAGCCCACUCUUCCAGCAAAAUAGAGUCCCUCAGGGUGACAGUGGAUUUCCUGAAGGUGCCCCUUGGCCUGAAGAAGCCGGCGCUGAAGGAGGUGGCUGUGGGGCCCCCCAAAAGGCCCCAGCCUGUGGCCCUGGAGCGCUACAAGGCUCGGCGUUCAGACGCCAUGGACACCGAGUCCCAGUACUCGGGCUACUCCUACAAGUCGGGCCACUCCCGCAGCUCCCGCAAGCACAGGGACCGCAGGGACCGACACCGCUCUAAGAGCCGAGAUGGGAGCCGCGGGGACAAGUCGGUGACGAUCCAGGCUCCGGGGGAGCCCCUGCUGGACAACGAGUCCACGCGAGGGGAUGAGCGGGAUGACAACUGGGGGGAGACGACCACCGUAGUAACAGGCACCUCUGAGCACAGCAUCUCCCACGAUGACCUCACGCGCAUCGCCAAGGACAUGGAGGACAGCGUGCCGCUGGACUGCUCGCGCCACCUGGGCGUGGCGGCGGGGGCCACGCUGGCGCUGCUGUCCUUCCUCACUCCGCUGGCCUUCCUGCUGCUGCCCCCGCUGCUGUGGCGAGAGGAGCUGGAGCCGUGCGGCACGGCCUGCGAGGGCCUCUUUAUCUCCGUGGCCUUCAAGCUCCUCAUUCUGCUGCUGGGCAGCUGGGCGCUGUUCUUCCGCCGGCCCAAGGCCGCGUUGCCUCGCGUCUUCGUGCUGCGCGCGCUGCUCAUGGUGCUGGUCUUCCUGCUCGUGGUGUCCUACUGGCUCUUCUAUGGCGUGCGCAUCCUGGACGCGCGGGAGCGCAGCUACCAGGGCGUCGUGCAGUUUGCCGUGUCGCUGGUGGACGCGCUGCUCUUCGUGCACUACCUGGCCGUCGUCCUGCUCGAGCUGCGCCAGCUGCAGCCUCAGUUCACGCUCAAGGUCGUUCGCUCCACGGAUGGCGCCAGCCGCUUCUACAAUGUGGGCCACCUCAGCAUCCAGCGCGUGGCAGUGUGGAUCCUGGAGAAGUAUUACCAUGACUUCCCUGUCUACAACCCCGCCCUCCUCAACCUGCCCAAGUCCGUCCUGGCCAAGAAAGUGUCUGGCUUCAAGGUGUAUUCCCUCGGAGAGGAGAACAGCACCAACAACUCCACCGGCCAGUCCCGGGCGGUGAUUGCAGCCGCCGCCCGGAGGCGGGAUAACAGCCACAAUGAGUACUACUAUGAGGAGGCAGAGCAUGAGCGGCGCGUGCGCAAGCGGAGGGCCAGGCUUGUGGUAGCUGUGGAGGAGGCCUUCACCCACAUUAAGCGGCUACAGGAAGAGGAACAGAAGAACCCCAGGGAGGUGAUGGACCCCCGGGAGGCAGCUCAGGCCAUCUUUGCAUCCAUGGCGCGCGCCAUGCAGAAGUACCUUCGGGCCACCAAGCAGCAGCCUUACCACACCAUGGAGAGCAUCCUGCAGCACCUCGAGUUCUGCAUCACGCAUGACAUGACACCCAAGGCCUUCCUGGAGCGGUACCUGGCAGCAGGGCCCACCAUCCAGUACCACAAGGAGCGCUGGCUGGCCAAGCAGUGGACACUGGUGAGCGAGGAGCCGGUGACCAAUGGGCUCAAGGAUGGCAUCGUUUUCCUCUUAAAACGCCAGGACUUCAGCCUGGUGGUCAGCACCAAGAAGGUCCCAUUCUUCAAACUCUCCGAGGAAUUCGUGGAUCCCAAGUCGCACAAGUUUGUCAUGAGGCUGCAAUCAGAGACCUCUGUGUGACCGUGUCGUUCACAGGGGCCUGGGGGGGUGUGUGUGGGGUGGGCUCCUGGGAGCGGUGGAGGGGCCAGUGGAGGGGCCGGACCUCCUUCUACUCUCUUCCUCGUGCUCCUGGUUUGUUUGUUUUUUUUUUACUUGAAUUAGAUCCCCUCCCCUCACUCCUCCCCUGCCCCAUGCCUUGUUUACCCUCCAUGAACCUGAGACCUCCCUGCUGUUUGCAGGGAAGUCCCCUUCUCUCUUUCUCUCCGAUAUCACCCCAGGCCCUGCAGGGACCAGUGCCUCUCCCUCCUUCCCUGGUGACAGUCUCUUCCAAAAGGGCACAGGGCCCUCCGGGAGCCCCUAUCCGCCCUAGAUUCUCAUAGCAGUUCUCCAGCAGCCCUGACACCUCUUUUCUGUGGGUGCAGAAUUGACUCUGAGAGCCCAGGUGCCACUCUAGUUGCCUGUGGCUUCUGGGUGGCCGGGGGUCUGUCCUUCUGGCCACUGACCCGCCCUUGGCAAACCCUGAAUUCUUGAGGCGAGGGCAGCCUGUGACCUCCCACACAGCUCUGGGCUCAGCGUGCCCCGCCAGGAUUGUUCGUUUCCAAGCCUUGGAUUCCUUGCCGCCUUCCACCCCCCACCGUCCACACUUUCAGAAAAGGGAGACCCUGCCCUUUACCCCAUAACUCCACCGUCCAUUUCUGAUCUGCAUGAUCACAUGCCACACAGGCACACUGGGGCGGGGACCCUCUGUGACACUUCCUUCGGGCUCUGGGAGGUAGCACCUUUCUUUCAGUGGGUCUUUCCUAGGCUACCCCUGGGGGAAGGGCAGGAGACACCCUGUGACCAUCAGUGGCUGACCCGCUGAACCCACCUGCACCCGCCUGCACCCAGGCUCUGGCUUGGAGGGGCAGGUUCCCUUCCCAGGGGAGGAUGGUGCGGGGCCUCCUGUGCAGACCUUCUUAGACAAGCGUUUUCUUUCCUUCACAGACCCCUAGUCUGGUUGUCUCUUUUUCACUCCAGAGACCUGUUGCCUAGUCUGUUUCCUGGAGAGGGAGUCAGCUCCUCCCUCAACCCCUGCCUUAAGUCCACAUUGCCUCAGGGGUCUCUUUUCCUGGGCCUGCCAGGGUCCCCACUCUUCUCUCCCUGCCCAGUUCUCUGGCUCUGGGCUCCCUCUGUAUUGGGUGAGGGACCAGCAUUAUUGCCUUUUGUGGGUACGUAGCCCCUCACCCCAUUUAGUGUCCACAGUCUUUGCACCCAAUCAGAAUUGUCGAGUGUUUCUGUCUCGUUUUGAGCAAAAUUUACUGACCCUCAGCUACAUAAUUUCAGUGUAAAUCUGAGCCUUUAAGUCAGACACCUUAAACUAUGUAGUGUUCGCUGAGGGGACUAGAACCAUGCACCCUCAGCUGGGACCCCGGGGCUGCAGUGAGACCCAGGCCAGGCCUCUAAAUAGCUUACGUACCCAACUUUCUCUGGAAGGCUUACUGGCUCUAGCCGUGAGGCGGGCCCCCAGGAUAAGACCCCAUCUUGUCUCAGUGUGAGGCUUUGUCUCUGUGCGUGGCUCUGGGAAAGAUGUGCCAAUGAUGGAGUUUCUCCCACUGGCCUUUCUGAAACAGCCCAUCUGCCCCCCACCACUCUCCAGUGGGCCUACUGUCUCCUCCAUAGGGGCUGGUUGUGGGUUGACUUAGGCAGUUACAGGGUUCAGAUUUCAGCCCUAGACUGUAUUGUAUUUGGGGGUCGACUCGAGUCAAUAUGUCCUGUCCUUGGGGUCCUGGGAAGGUUUUUUUUUCUCCUGGUUUCAGAGGCCUCCCUUCUGGGUCUCGUUUCUAAAUACCUCACUGUCCUGGAAAAGGGCCUGGAUGGUGACUGGGGUCAUUGCCUUGUGGGCAGGAGUGUGGUCUGAUGGCUGCACUCUGGUGGGGAGAGGCCAAGUGGAGGGAUCUUAGUUGCUGCCCUGGCUGGGGGGGCUGGGAGUGUUUAUUUUAAGAACCUGCCAUGUUUUUAAUCACUGUGACUUUUUCAUUCCUUUUCCCUAAAACAAAAAGAAACUUCCCCCCAACUCUCGAAGCACUAAGGGCUGUGACUGAGAAUGGUAGCAUUUGGUCCUUUGCGUCAGAACUGUGGUAUCUUUGUCUUCGUUGAUUAUUAUUAUUAUUAUUAUUAUUUUUAACAAUGUCAGGAUGCGUUGUCAAGUGUGUGGCUGUGUUUGUCUCCUGCUUCCCCCUUGAGGGAAGUGUCUUCAUGCUGUGAACUGCUGUGGGGGGUGCUGACUCAGCCCCUCUAAGCGGUUGCCCUGUGACAACCUGUCAAGUGCUGGGUUUUCUGGGUUUUCCUGGGGAGUGUGCCCACAUUAUCUUGGGGUGCCAUGGCUGUUUUUCCUGUGACUGUUGGGGCCCAGCUUGUCCCCACCAGACCUCCCAAACCUCCUUUCAUUGCCUCGGACCUCGUCCUCUCCCCACACUUGAGCACACAUGCGCCAUCCCUCACCUACCUCACCGCCCUGCUGUCCCCAGCCUCCCUUCCUCCUACUCUACCCUGUGCUGUCUCUUAUGCUUGUGUGUUUUCCACUGUCUUUUCUUCUCAUCUCCUACACUUCAGCCCUUAAUUUUUCAUUCCAAACACCUCCUUGGUAUUCCUGUGGCAAACUCUGAUGCAAUACCUGUGAUGAGACGUUGGGAUCCCUGGGACAUUCUCACCUGAGACCUCUGUUCUCCAGUUUGUGUUCUCUCCUCUUCCGCUGGGCCUGGAUGAGCUCCAUGGCCCUCCAUGGUAUCUGUCAGUCUGUCUGUCUGUCUUCUCUUUUCUCUGCCUUCCUCAGGAGGCAGACUCUGCUGUUGGAUCGGUCCUGGUGUGUGAUUGUUGCGAUUUGUUCUUCUGUGCGCGAAAGGAAGAGGGGUCUUUGACUUCCUUCCAAGUGAGAUUGUAAAUGUAGAAUUUUCCACUGUUGAAUCUAGAUUUCUUUUCUUUUCUUUUCUUUCUUUUUUUGAUUACAGAGCUGAGACAUUGUGCAUGCAUGUAGAAAAUUGUAAAAUGUAAAUUUUUUUUUAAUAUAUAAAAAGCUUGUUUUUACAGUUUGCAGUGGAUCUAAACAUGAUGGCAA